This is a messenger RNA of Cryptotermes secundus, 909 nucleotides long. Its product is annotated as apolipoprotein D. The transcript is spliced from 5 exons. NCBI's taxonomy places the organism in Eukaryota, Metazoa, Arthropoda, Insecta, Blattodea, Kalotermitidae. The record is from RefSeq and is a predicted model, not a curated record. Gene Ontology annotation, molecular function: pigment binding. Bases 59 to 634 code for a protein of 191 amino acids.
CUCUGGAGUCUUGCUGUUGGUCACUGUGGCUUUCAUAUUCGAACCGCUCAACUGCGACAUGGUCUGGGUGAUGGCAUCGGUGCUUCUGUGGACGGUUACGGUGGCUGUUCUGGCGGGGGGAGGGAACUUGCAGCCAUAUCCCCAGAGGACGGUCAUGACCGAUUUCAACAUGACAAAGUACCUGGGCGAAUGGAAUGAAAUCCUUCGCCUGCCGAACGUCCACGAGGAAAGCUACAGCUGCAUGCAGGACGUCUUCUCGCUCGCCCCGGACGGAACCACAAAAGUGCUCAGCCAUGCUUACAACGUCAGCAACCAUGCCUAUGAUUUUCUGGAAGGAGUGGCAACAGAGCCCGAACCUGGCCGUUUCGACAUCACGUACAGUGGGGAAACUGUGUGGAGCUCCAGCUACUGGGUCCUGGCCACGAACUACGACGCCUACGCCGUGCUGUGGGGCUCCCUCUUGGAAGGAGACGCACCGAUGCCUCUGGCUUGGGUGCUGAGCCGACAGAAAACCUUGGGAGAAGAGUACGGGACUGAGGUCAACCAAGUCUUGAGGAACAACGGUCUUCAGAGAAGUCAGUUCGAAGGAGUGGACCAGACGAACUGUCCGGAGGUGACCACUGCAGACAACUGAGUGUCGUGCCACUCCCUCUGGGGUUUUCCAUUUCAUUGCUGACUUUUCCAUCCAUGCACUUCUAAAAAAUAUGGAACUGAGUUUAAAUACAGACCUCUCUCAGUAGUACGCAGUUCUGGCGUUCAUAUGAGUUUGGAACAGUGAUAUAAACAUGGGAGCCGGCGAGGUGGGAGGGAACGCUAGAAUUUGCCCACCUUCCCCCUGGAUUUGGGGGAAAAUCGAAAUAUGUGUAAUAAAAAAAUCUGCCAAAUGUUAAUAAAAAGCUUUCCGAAUUA